Salvelinus fontinalis (brook trout) is the source of this 1387-nucleotide messenger RNA. Its product is annotated as fibrous sheath-interacting protein 2-like. Bases 921 to 1295 code for a protein of 124 amino acids. The transcript is spliced from 4 exons. Lineage: Eukaryota; Metazoa; Chordata; Actinopteri; Salmoniformes; Salmonidae. The record is from RefSeq and is a predicted model, not a curated record.
CCAGCAUGGCUACCACCGCAUUCUGCAGCGAUACGCCAGCCCAUCUGGUCUGUGUUUAGUGGGAGUGUCAUUUGUUUUUCAACAGGACAAUGACCUAACCCACCUCCAGGCUGUGUAAGGGCUAUUUGACCAAGAUGAGUGAUGGAGUGAUGCACAAGAUGACCUGGCCUCCACAAUCACCUGAUCUCAACCCAAUUGAGAUGGUUUGAGAUUAAUUGGACCGCAGAGUGAAGGAAAAGCAGCCAACAAUUGCUCACCAUAUGUGGGAACUCUUUCAAGACUGUUGGAAAAGCAUUCCAGGUGAAGCUGGCUGAUAGAAUGCCAAGAGUGUGCAAAGCUGUUAUCAAGGCAAAGGGUGGCUACUUUGAAGAAUCUCAAAUAUAAAAUAUAUUUUGAUUUGUUUAACACUUUUUUGGUUACUACAUGAAUCCAUAUGUGUUUCAUAGUUUUGAUGUCUUCACUAUUUUACAAUGUAGAACAUAGUAAAAAUAAAGAAAAACCCUUGAAUGAGUGGGUGCAUCCAAACUUCUGACUGGUACUGUAUAGUUUACACCAAAGGGUAAAAUCUAUAUAUUUUCAGCAAAAUAGUGCGUCUCAGCGUCUGUGGUCUAUGAUUUAUGCUUAAUGAUGUGGACUGCAAAUUACACCAUAAUGGGGGUAGGCCUGGGCUCACAGAAAUAAGAAUGAAUAGAAUGGGCUUGGAACUCUAACCCUGGAAAUUGACUGGUAAACUCAUGGGUACACUGCCAACGGCUGCCUGGUAUUGUGACGCAAUAAUUUCAAUUGUAGUUUUGAAUUUCUCUUUAUUCUUAUUUCUAAGCCAGUUUAAUAUUCAGUAGCAUUCAAGCUUUGGCAACCUCAGAUGAAGUACGAUGUUUUACCGGCUCAUUUUGGAGACCAACGUAGACUAGACCUGUAGCAUGGACAGCGACGAGGCCCGAAAAGGGUUACAGGAAGCCCCAGAGAGGACAUUCCCUGUAUUCUUCAGAGGAAAACUGGGGGAGAAGCUCCAUCAGGAGACCCCCGGGUUUGACCUGUUGGACCCCAACAUGAGAGUCAUGGAUGUUAGUUAUAACUGCCUCCACGACAAACACCUGAAGAGUUUUUUCCGCCAUCCGGAAAGGAAGAAGCGGCUGGUGAAGCAAGGCCUCAUCACCUCAAAUGAGAAGGUGCUGUGUACGUGUAAAGAGUACAAUCGCUACAGUAGCUACAUCAAGUCAGUUCAGUUGCUGUGGGAGAAGCAGUGCUGUGCCCAGCAGGUUAGAGUGGUCUACUUUCUAGAUGCACAAUUAUAAAAACACAAAAGCUAUAUUGUAAGACACACCUUUCCAUGCGUUUUAUUUCAACUGUGUAUGUAACUUGCUGUCGCUCAUGGAUCGGGAAAGGG